AUGAGUAGUGAAAAGCAUGUUGACGAAGAUAAUGAAACAGUUGCAUCAAGUACCGAAAAAAACACUGAUGUAGAUGAUUCCAAAUCAACGGACUCUGAUAAUGAUGAUACCGAUAGUAAUGCUUCUAGUGAAUAUGAAGUUGAAAAAAUUCUUGCUAAACGAAAACGACGUCGUGGUAGUGGAUAUGAAUAUUAUAUAAAAUGGGUUGGUUAUGAUGAGUCAGCAAAUGAAUGGAUACCUGCAACAAGCUUAAAUUGUCCUGAACGUCUACAAGAAUUUCAACGAGAAGAAGAACGUAAACGAAAACGUACACAAAGAGAAAGAACUACUUCACAUAAACGUCGAAAUCGUAACAAUAAUAGAAGUAGUCGAAAAAAGAAAAGACGUGUUAAAGUUAUCAAUGAUGAUGACGAUGAUGAUGAUGAUGAACAUGAAGAUGAAAAUGAAAAUCAAGAAGAACCUGAUGAUAAAGUCGAACUAAAAUCAGAUGAAUCACUCGAUAGUCCAAUAGCAAGUUUUGGUGAAAUUUUGAAACCAAAUUCAACUACUUAUGGCGUUGAAAAAGGCUAUAAAGUACAAGCUAUUCUUGGUAUUAACCGAACGAAAGGAGAAGAAUUACAUUAUCUUGUUCACUAUAUAUCUCCAACAGUAUUUGAAGAUAAUAUGGAAUUAAUUCCAGCUCAUGUUGCCAAAAAAUUUUGUGAAGAUGAAAUAAUUCAAUUUUACGAGACAAGAAUCACAUGGAAUGAUCGUCAAAAUGAUUGA
This is a messenger RNA of Adineta steineri, 765 nucleotides long. Lineage: Eukaryota; Metazoa; Rotifera; Eurotatoria; Adinetida; Adinetidae. The record is from the annotation of a GenBank genome assembly.